Messenger RNA from Mastomys coucha (southern multimammate mouse), 3810 nucleotides. RefSeq names its product platelet activating factor acetylhydrolase 2 (gene Pafah2). Bases 510 to 1826 code for a protein of 438 amino acids. The record is from RefSeq and is a predicted model, not a curated record. NCBI's taxonomy places the organism in Eukaryota, Metazoa, Chordata, Mammalia, Rodentia, Muridae. The transcript has 11 exons. Gene Ontology annotation, molecular function: 1-alkyl-2-acetylglycerophosphocholine esterase activity.
UUAGACCUUAUUGCCCAGGUGGCUCUCUCUGCUUCACUCUCGAGUCUGUAAAACUGGUCCAGCUACCUCCCUUCUCAGAAAGCCGUUGAGAGGGUUAGAUGAAGCAGUGUUUAUCAGGGACUUAGUACAGUGCUAUCUGAGGAAGAGCUGGACCCUCUGGACACUAUUAGUCAGGUAAGGCAAGGUCUGGGCUGCGAUCACUACAGCAGUUACUGUUGGACAGAUACAUGGUAGGUGCGGUGUCAGUGUGUAUUAAUCCCGAGACAGAGUCUCACGCAUCCCAGGCUUGCCUUGAACUCCUAGCCCUCCGGACACCACCCCCGUCAGGGCUGGGUUACAGGUGUUCAUUGCCACAGCUGGUUUCUGUAGUUCUGGGAAUUGAACCCAGGGCUUCUUGUAUGCUAGAACUGAACCACGCCCUUGUGGUUUGUAGGUUUUGAGGGAUCUGAGGACUAGCUCAUCACCACCAUCUCCUCACCCUCACCACAAGGAAAUGAAGACCACAGUCCAUGGGGCUGGGAAUGGAGUGGGUCGCUAGCAUGUGUAAGGCCCCCGGCUUCCACCCCGCCGCCACUGCCAAAAGAGACCGGAAAGACCAGCUUGUAAACCCAGCAAGUUACAGAGCGCCCAACUUUGGUCCAGCUGGUGAUGAGAUGGGGGCCAGCCAGUCGAUGUGCUUCCCGUCCAUCUCGGGACCCCACCACGUUGGCUGCACGGAUGUGAUGGAGGGUUACGGUCUCGAGGGGAGCCUCUUCCGACUCUUCUACCCCUGCCAAGCACCAGAGAAGUGCCAGCAGCCCCUGUGGAUUCCCCGCUAUGAGUACUGCAUGGGUCUGGCUGACUACCUGCAGUAUAACAAGCGCUGGGUGGGGUUGCUGUUCAACGUGGGUGUUGGUUCUUGUCGCUUGCCUGUUAGCUGGAAUGGCCCCUUUAAGACAAAGGAAUCUGGAUACCCUUUGAUCAUCUUGUCCCAUGGUCUAGGAGGCUUCAGGGCGUUAUACUCGGCCUUCUGCAUGGAGCUGGCCUCCCGUGGCUUUGUGGUUGCUGCCGUGGAGCACAGGGACCAGUCAGCUGCAGCCACCUACUUCUGCAAGCAGACCCCACAAGAGAGCUCGCCCGCUGAAUCUCUGGAGGAGGAAUGGAUCCCCUUCCGUCGAAUCAAGGAAGGGGAGAAGGAAUUCCAUGUUAGGAAUCCCCAGGUGCAUCAGCGGGCGAAAGAGUGUGCGCGCGUGCUGCGGAUCCUUCAGGAUGCCUCUGCUGGGAAGACUGUCGUCAAUGUCUUCCCAGGCGGACUGGAUCUGAUGACCUUGAAGGGCAGCAUUGACGUGAGCCGCGCAGCUGUGAUGGGUCACUCCUUUGGAGGCGCUACAGCUGUCCUUGCUUUGACCCAGGAGGUCCAGUUUCGGUGUGCUAUAGCCUUGGACGCUUGGAUGUUCCCUCUGGAACGAGACUUUUACCCCAAAGCCCGGGGCCCUGUGUUCUUCAUCAACGUUGAGAAAUUCCAGACUGUGGAGAGUGUCAACUUGAUGAAGAAGAUAUGUGCCCAGCAUGAGCAGUCCAGGAUUGUGACUGUCCUAGGUGCUGUUCAUCGGAGUCAAACUGACUUUGCCUUUGUGACAGGCAACCUGAUUGCUAAAUUCUUCUCCAGUAACACUCGUGGGACCUUGGACCCUUAUGAAGGUCAGGAGGUCAUGGUGCAGGCCAUCUUGGCCUUCCUGCAGAAGCACCUUGACCUGAAGGAAGACUACGAUCAAUGGAGCAGCUUCAUCGAAGGCAUCGGACCGUCGCUCAUCCAAGGGGCCCCGCACUAUCUGUCCAGUCUAUAGGUCGCCUGAGCUGAGAUUCCACGUAGGAGCUGCCCAAGGAUACUUGCAACCUAUCGGCGGGACCCUUUUUUUUCUCAGAUCGAGAGGAUGUAAUCAGAGAGCUGAUUGGGCAACACAACUGGACGCUUUGCUCUUGGGAUGGUUGAUCUUAAACUCACCUCACAACAGAUUGUGGAUGGAUCGCUGGCUGACUGGGAAGCUGAUUUUUUUUUUUAAGUCAAGGACUCAUGACCCAGACUGGCUCUGAAGUUACUACGGGUUGAGGAUGGCCCUCUUUUUGAGUGACAGACAUUAGCACUCUUGCCUGGCUUGUAUUCAGUGCUGGGAAAUCAGACCUGAUGUGAGCCACUGCACCUGACUUGGGUUAAAGACUAUGAAGUACUCGUGUGCUGAGGACCUGUUCUCAAUAACAGUGGUCCCCACCCCUGUCCCAGGUCCCAUUUGCCUUAAGUAAGAACAGUGUCUACCUGCUCGGCUGAAUUCUCUCUUGGGUCAUUUCCACUCUUGCGCCAUUCUGUCUGUGCCACCAUAACUCCAUAGCCAGUCUUUUUGGCAUCCAGGCACACAUCUCAAGGAAAACUCACUGGAUCCAUGGUACCUACUUUAGACUGACUUUACGGUGGUUUGCCUAUCAAGGUUAGACAGACCAUUGUGCUAACUGACCACAUCCCCUACUCUUGGCGAGAAGAGUCAUAGGGUGGGACUGGCUGAGCCGCUCUCUGUCCCCAGGCAAAGCUCCAUAGAGCCUGGAUAGGACAACUUGACCGAGUGAGCCCAUUUCCUCACCUUGGGCAGUUGUUGCCUCAUGAAGUCAAAAGCCAGACGGAAACCUUAGGGCUUCCAGCCCUGCCCAGUGCUCUCCAUCUACCUUCUCUCUCUCUAGGGCAGUCUUCCGACCAUAGGAAAUACAGUAAUGGACACUUUGUACUGUCAUGCGUAGGAGCCCAUGUGGGGCAAAGAGUAUUGUCCUCAGAACACAGACACCAAGGAGCCCCUCAGAAACUCAGUGUCCUUGAGGUUUCACAAGUAUAUCUUGUCAGGAAACAUCCUGAGUAGGCUAAGAUGGGCUGGGAACUAUUAACAGAGCUGAGUUGCCAUUUGCACGGGCCUCAGAGGAACACCAGGUUGGCCAUCUCAACUCCGGGAAUGUCCCUAGAGAGGUCUGAGGUCAGCUUUGUCCUGCCUCUUACUCAAACCAGGGUACUUUAGUUGUCCGUUUUGUUUUGUUUCUGGUUUUUUUGUUUUUUGUUUUUUGUUUUUUGUUUUUUUUGAGGGCAUCCCCCAAUUUAAGUUAAGGAACCGAUCCAGUCUGCUUCUUCCUGUUUCGUUGAAUAUUAAUGCUCAUGUUGGCCUAAAGGCAUGCUGUAACUCCGUCUGUUUAAUCAACAUUACAGCAAGUUGGAGAACCACCUGGAAGUGACUUUUCUGAUUCCCUUUGUUUGAGAAUCAUGGGAAGUCUUCCCAGAGUUCCAAGCUCAGUGGGCAGGCCCACCCAGGGCUGUGUCUCUGCCAUACCAGAUGUGUCACGAGAGUCCAAGGAGGGAAGAACCCAGGAGGGACAAGCGCAGGUCGGACAUGUAUCUCUGCACAGUAGUCCAAGGUCAGGGCCACCAAAGCAAUCCAGAGAGGUGUGCACGCGUCAGGAGGCUCCUCAGGCAUGGCUCUGCAGCUGCACCGCCGGGCUUGGAGUCAUGGCUCACCACUGUAUAAACUGCAGCAAAUUCUACUGCCUUCCCAACCUCGAUUUCUGCAUAUGUAAAAUGAGGGCCUGUGUCAUGGGAGUUGGAAUGAUUGAGUGGGGGAUGGGUAACCCCGGAGCUAGUAAAUGUGCAUUUCCUAUGUCCCACACAUGUGCUAAUUGUUUGAACAUUAAAUAUGUCCAAGUCAGAAUGACCCACACAUAUGAUCUCUACCCUUCAAGAUUUGUUGAAACGUGAUUGUUGGCCCACUCACAGUAUGAUUAAAAAGUCUAUCCACUUUGAAA